Messenger RNA from Gordionus sp. m RMFG-2023, 2945 nucleotides. RefSeq names its product SAFB-like transcription modulator. Lineage: Eukaryota; Metazoa; Nematomorpha; Gordioida; Chordodea; Parachordodidae. The transcript has 14 exons. Gene Ontology annotation, cellular component: nucleus. The record is from RefSeq and is a predicted model, not a curated record. Gene Ontology annotation, biological process: regulation of transcription by RNA polymerase II; regulation of mRNA processing. Gene Ontology annotation, molecular function: sequence-specific DNA binding; RNA binding. Bases 36 to 2582 code for a protein of 848 amino acids.
CUGCCAUCUUUAUUCUAAAAUUUAGCCUAGAUCUAAUGGAAAAAGAAGAAGUCAUGGAACAACAUAUAUUUGUAGCAGAGCAAUUAAGCAAUGUGCAAAAAAAUAACGAAAUAUUUAAAUGUAAUAACGUCAUUAUAGGAAAUUUUAUUAAUAAUGUUAAAAAAGUAACAGAUAAAGCAAUUAAUCAUCAAGUUGAUGAAAUGACCUAUGUUAUUGAAGAAAAUCAGAAUGUUUUAGAUUUGGAUAUUAAUAAUGAACAUUCUACAACCCUUCACAGAGCUACACCAAUUAACUCUUUACUGGACAAGGAACAUAAUGAGAAAUUAGAAACAAAUACUAAUUCAACUAGAGAUUCAUUAAACUUGUCUGAAAAAGCAAAUAUAACUACUUCACAAGAAGAUUUGUUAAGUAUAAAUACAACCCAUAAAGCUUCUGAAGCAAAAAGAAAAAGUCAAAAUAUAUGGGUUAAGGAAUUAGUUUUGACUACAAAAGCUGCAGAUUUGAAAGAACUUUUUGAUAAAUAUGGAAAAGUUAUGGGGGUUAAAGUAAUUUCAACAUCAACAACUCCUGGAUCUAAAUGUUUUGGUUUUAUUACUAUGUCUAGUCACGAAGAAGCAAUUGUAUGCCUCGAAAAAUUGGACAAAACUGAAUUUAAUGGCAAUGUCAUAUCAAUAUCUUUGGCCAAAUCAGAUCCUACUAUUCCUAGGAAUGUUGAUAGCAAAGUUAAAAAGACUAGGCACAUUAAACUUUCUAAUGACAAAACCUUCACCUGGAACAGUAAAAAGAAAACUAUAAAAUUGCUAAAUACCAGCCAAAAGACUUCUAAAAAAGUUCCAAAAGAAAAUGAAAAUCUGAAAAGGGAUAGUAAAUCUAAGGCAAAAAAUGAACUAAAAAGCCUUCCACAAGAUAAAAAACCAUCCUCAAUUUCAAGAGAGAAAAAAAUUGAUAAAAAAAUUAAUAAAUCUAUCAUCAAACCUACCAAAUUAUCUUAUAGUUCCUAUUAUAUGAGACAAAGGCAAGUCUUCUUGAGAAAACAACGUGAGAGGGACAUGUUAAAACUGCAAAGGGAAAAAAUGGAUGUUGAAAAACAAAGGGAUCAAUCAAAUUUUUAUAACAAAACAGCUAAUAAUUAUGUUAGGCCUCCUGCAUACCAAAGGAGGACAUACAACUUAGGUACAAAUCAAUAUAGACACAGAAGGGAAAAUAAUCAACCAUUAUAUAGAUCUAUGAAAAAUCAACCAGCAUAUACAAAUAGUUUUAGAUAUUUACGAGCACCUUUGAUUAGAAACCAAUUUCAAAAAAAUGAAAGUUCCAGCAAAUAUGGUGGCAUGAGCAUACAACAACGUUAUACACAACAUAAGAGAACUAAUUACGGAAACAACUAUCUCAAUGCAAAACAAUCAUAUGCUGUUGGUUAUAAUGAAAAGCUACGUUUUUCUGAUAAACAUCGAGACGAAAGGCCAGAUUACAGUAACUAUAAACUUCCUUACCAAGACACAGAUGCACCAAUCCGAAGCAUCGUUACCAAAGUAGACAAGCCUGCUUAUUUCUCCAGAUUUGUGCCUGAUAGACAUAAUGAACCUAUAUCUAUUAAUUAUGGUUACAAUACACGAGGCGGUAAUUUUUCGCGUGUUACUCCAAGAAUGAGAAACAACGAUCGAUAUGGAGAAAAGGAGAGAGGUGCCGAUUCCUCUCAACGAUAUUACUCUGCAAGGUUAAAAAAGGAGAGAACAGACGAUUCCUUUCAACGAUACGACUCCAUUAGGUUAAGCAGUAAACGUGCAAGUCCUUUUCAUUACAAAGAUGGGAAUAGAAGAAUUCUAGAAGAGACAAAAAACAUUGAUCGUUUUGCAAUCACUCCUAGGUCCAAAGUUUAUUCAGAUGAAACUAGAUACAGACUCUCUUAUGUAGAUGGCCAGGCAACAUCUCUACACAAGAAACAGAACAGGCAAUUUUCUCCACCACCAAAUCUAAAACGUUCGAUGGUCUCUCAGCAUUAUCUCUCACAACCGCAUACUCAUUAUGGCCGAGAAAUCGGUAGGGAUAAUGAUAAAAAGUAUUAUCAAGCUCUUGUGCCUCCUCACCACUUACCAACCAUUUCUCAUUACGAUGCUCGUAAAUACUCUGUAAAAGUUAAUGAUUACAUACCUGCACCACUAACGUCUAAUACAGCCCAGCGUGUUAGGAGAAAAAGUCAAUCACCCUCACAGAUGGAUCGUUCCCAUCGUUACACCAACAAUGCCACUGGUAGUAACAAAAAGAGGUUUUGCAAUGAAGAAAUAAUACCUAGAUUGUCGCCACAAUCAGUUAGGAACCAUGCUCAAGUUAAGCGUAGAUCGGGGAUUGAACCUUUCAGAUAUACAUAUGGAGAUCACCCAAUGGAUAAUUCGAGCAGUUUGGCUAGUCUAAUCUUGAACAAUAACCCCAGCAAUGAUAGAUAUGGUCAUCGACCUCAUACUUAUUUUCGAUCAAACAAACCAUCCUCACCCCCUACUUCCUCAAUUCCCUCUCACCUUCAUAGUAGAAAUAGCCGACGUCAAGAUGUUGUAUACAAUCAAAGAGAGAGAUUGCAUAAACGUUAAUAUGUAUGAUGAAAAGAUUUAUGAAGCCAAUGGAUAUAUUUUAAUGCUUUAUGUAUCUAUAUCAUAUAAUUAGAUGUAAGAAGUUAAUAAACAUUAUUUUAAAAAUUAAUUAAAUUUAUAUUUUUUUAUUUGUAUUUAGUCAUGAUAAAAAUAAAUAAAAUAUAGGGAUAUUUAUACAUUUAUUUUCUUUAUUUCAAGACUGUACAGAUCUAUUUUUUCCUCUCCAUUUUUGAUACGCUAUUUUUAUUGAUUUAUAAUAACUAUGAACAUUGCAUAACACCUAUUUGAGAAACUUUUAUCGCUUAUUAUAGAGAAUCCACAUUUGCAAAUACAGUGCCACGAAAUUAUCGGGCUUGUGUUUUA